UGCGAGCGAGCGCGCGCGCUGCCAUUCCAACACAUUUUCUGUGCGUGAAGGAACGAAGCUCACGCGGCGACGUUUAUCCGGAAAACUCCGCCUGCCCUGACGUCGCCAUCAGCAACAGCAUUUAACCCAGGUCGUGACUUCAAACGCAGCACUUGUUCCAGCAGGAAAACGGCGUUGACAGUAGAUAUGCUGGCGGUAGCGCCACGUCAACUAAAACAAACUAAAGCGUGAACAGGACUUUGCCGUGUUAUUAGUCUGUUAGUCUGCGUUUUAACACCUGUCACCAUGCUGGACCCGUCCUCUAGCGAAGACACGGGCGGGGAGUCCGACCCUGAAGUUACCAGAGAGCCUCCGAGGAAACCGUCCGCCUUCUCAGAGGCAGAAAAGCAGGGAGACAGCGGGCGGGCGGGCGGUCAGCAGCUGCAGUCUGCCGAACCCCCCGGUGAAGGUGCAAAAGACUGCCCCUCCGCGGGUGACGAUGAGGAAAAGAAGGAGCGAGAGCGUCUUCAGAAGGAGGAAAAGGAGAGGAGGACCAAGCUGCAGAUCUAUGUAUUUGUUCUGCGGUGUAUUUCCUAUCCGUUCAACGCCAAGCAGCCCACCGACAUGGCCCGAAGACAGCAGAAGGUCAACAAGCAGCAGCUGCAGACAGUGAAGGAGCGCUUCCUGGCCUUCCUCAAUGGAGAGACUCAGAUUAUUGCUGAUGAAGCUUUCUGCAAUGCUGUGAGAAGCUACUAUGAGGGUUUUCUGAAGAGUGAGAGAGUUUACCGAAUGGUUCAGAGUGGUGGGUGCUCAGCCAAUGACUUCCGCGAGGUUUUUAAGAAAAACAUUGAGCGACGGGUGCGCAGCCUUCCGGAGAUCGAUGGCUUGAGUAAAGAGACUGUGCUGAGCUCCUGGAUUACCAAGUAUGAUACCAUCUACUGUGGGGAGGAAGACAUGCGGCGCCAACCACAGCGGGCACACCUGAGUGCUGUUUCAGAGCUCAUCCUCAGUAAAGAGCAGCUGUACGAAAUGUUCCAGCAGAUACUGGGCAUCCACAAGUUUGAGCACCAGCUGCUAUACAAUGCCUGUCAGCUUGACAAUGUGGAUGAACAAGCUGCUCAGAUCCGCAGAGAGCUGGACGGGAGGCUACAGCUGGCUGAGAAGAUUGCUAGGGAAAAGACGAAUCCAAAGUUUGUCUCUACUGACAUGGGGGCUUUGUACAUUGAAGAGUUGCGUUCUUCUGUCAACUUGCUGAUGGCUAACUUGGAGAGUCUGCCAGUGUCCAAAGGAGGUCCAGACUUCAAACAGAAGCUUAAGCGCUCCUCUAUGAACAACUCCUUCUUGGAUAUAGGGGAUGAAGGAGACAUACUGUCCAAAUCUGAUGUUGUGCUGACCUUUAACCUGGAGGUUGUCAUUGUUGAGGUCCAGGGGCUGAAGUCAGUUGCUCCAAACCGAAUUGUUUACUGCACCAUGGAGGUGGAGGGCGGAGAAAAACUUCAGACUGACCAAGCAGAAGCUUCAAGACCACAAUGGGGUACUCAGGGAGACUUCUCUACAACUCAUCCCUUGCCUUUGGUUAAAGUAAAGCUCUUUACAGAAAGUACUGGUGUCUUGGCUCUGGAAGACAAGGAACUGGGCAGGAUGGUCCUGAUCCCCACCACCAGUGGUCCAAAGCAGGCAGAGUUCCACCGGAUGGUGGUCCCUAAGAACAGCCAGGACACAAAUCUGAGGAUCAAACUGGCCGUCCGCAUGGACAAGCCUCCCAACAUGAAGCAUAGUGGGUACCUGUAUGCUGUAGGACACAGAGUCUGGAAACGCUGGAAAAAAAGAUAUUUUAUUCUUGUUCAGGUGAGUCAGUACACAUUUGCAAUGUGCAGCUACAGAGAGAGGAAAGCUGAGCCUCAGGAACUGAUGCAGCUGGAAGGCUACACUGUGGACUACUGCCAACCUCAGACAGGUCUGCAAGGUGGCCAGGUGUUUUUUAAUGCUGUAAAGGAGGGCGACCUGGUGACGUUCGCCUGUGACGACGAACAGGACAGAGCACUCUGGGUUCAGGCCAUGUACAGAGCCACUGGUCAGUCAUAUAAACCAAUCCAACCAACACACAACAAAGCUGCCAACUGCAAAGGAGGACACAGAGAACCAUCUUCUAUCAGUCUGGAUCCCUGUCAGCGUCAGAGCAUGGAGGAUUUCAUCUCUGCAGCUCCGGGUUGCUUUGACCAUGCUGCUCUGUUCUCCGUUUUACAGAAACACACUCUGCAGCACCGCAUGAACGACUCCUUCUCCUGCCUGGGCUGGUUCAGUCCCGGCCAGGUGUUUGUCCUGGAUGAGUACUGCGCUCGGUACGGGGUUCGAGGCUGCCACCGCCACCUGAGCUACCUGAAGGAUCUCAUGGACUACGCCGAGAACAGCGUGCUGGUUGACCCCAUGCUGCUACAUUACAGCUAUGCUUUCUGUGCCUCACAUAUCCAUGGAAACAGGCCUGAUGGGACGGGGACAGUGACUGUGGAGGAGAAGGAGCAGUUUGAAGCCGUCAGACAUCGUCUCAUUGUUCUAUUGGAGAACCAGAUAACACACUUCAGAUACUGCUUUCCCUUUGGACGACCAGAUGGGGCCUUGAAAGCAACAGUUUCGCUUCUGGAACGAGUACUGAUGAAAGACAUCACCACACCUGUUCCUUCAGAGGAAACAAAGAGACGGGUUCAGAAAUGUUUGGAAAAGGCGUCCCAGAUCAACUACAGUCAACUGAUGGACUAUGCUCAGAUCAAUGUGGAUCCAGAAGAAGUACCGGAGAAAAGACUGGAGGAUAUGUUGAGAUUGGGAGAGCUGUGCAUUGAAGUCCUACAACAGAAUGAAGAACAUCACUCGGAGGCUUUCUCAUGGUGGCCAGAGCUGUUGGCAGAGCAUGCUGAGAGCUUCCUGUCUCUGUACAGAGCAGACAUGGAUUCUGCUCUACAGGCACAACCCACCGACUCCUGGAACAGUUUCCCACUAUUCCAACUCCUGAACAACUUCCUUCGAGCAGACUCUCAUCUUUGCAGUGGGCCGUUCCACAAACACCUGCAGGACCUGUUCAUCCCUCUGGUGGUGCGAUACAUUGACCUGAUGGAGACCGCCAUUGCCCAGUCCAUCCACCGUGGCUUUGAGCAGGAGACCUGGCAUUCAGUCAGAAUACCCCGGCUUCCCCUCACUUUGCCUCAGAUGCCCAGCUUCUCGGUGCCUGCUUGGAUUGGACCAAUCUGUGAGAACACCUUGCAAGGAAUAAAUCUUCCAGAUAAUUUUAAUGGAUCGGCCACCUCUGAGGAUUUGUUCUGGAAGCUGGACGCUCUGCAGAUGUUUGUGAUGGACCUGCACUGGCCAGAACCAGAGUUUGCCAAACAUCUGGAGCAAAGACUCAAACUGAUGGCCAGUGACAUGAUGGUGGCCUGUGUCAAAAGGACAAAAUCUGCGUUUGAAGCCAAAAUGGCGAAAACGAGUCGAUCUACAGAAUUCCGGGUUCCACUCUCUGUCUGCACCAUGUUCAACGUGCUGCUGGAUGCUAAGAAGCAGAGCUCCAAACUCUGUGUGCUGGACUGCAACCAGGAGAUUGACAUACAAUGGCAACAGUACCACUCCAAAAUUGAUGUUCUGAUUGAUGACACGUUCAAAGAAAUGAUCUUCUCCCUCACAUCAAAGUGUACUGCUGUUUUAGAAAGCGUCCUCUCCAAGCUGUCCAGAUACGAUGAAGGAACAUUCUUCUCCUCCAUCCUCUCUUUCACAGUGAAAGCAGCAGCCAAAUAUGUGGAGGUUUCUAAUCCAGGAAUGGAUCUGGCGGAAACCUACAUUAUCUUUGUUCGGCAGAACCAGGACAUCCUUCGAGAUCAUAUCAACGACGAGGUCUUCAUCGAGAAGGUCUUUGAUCAAUGGUACACAAGCUCCAUGAGAACUGUGUGUGUGUGGCUGACUGACAGACUGGACCUGCAGCUCCACAUCUACCAGCUGAAAGUACUCAUCAAGAUUGUGAAGAAGACCUACCGUGACUUCAGGCUGCAGGGUGUGCUGGAUGGCACGCUCAACAACAAGAACUACGAGACCGUCUACAACCGGUUGACAGUGGAGGAGGCCACAGCAGCAGUCAAGGCAGGCAGUGGCCUGCAGGGCAUCAGCAUGAGAGACAGCGAUGAAGAGGACAGCUAAACCCAGACACACCUCCAGAAGCCUCUCUGACAUGUCACUACUUUGUUUUACACUUAGUCGCUCACACCAAACUUGGCAUAUCAGGAAAUACGUGGAAUGAAUUUACAAAAUUAAUCCUGUAAGUGAAAAAGUAUAUGUACUAUUUUAUUUGCCAAUGUGUCAACUUUCUAAUGUUGAUCUGCUUGUUUUGAAUAUUAUUAAGGGAAAAUACUGUAGAUAUUCAUGUAAUUCUUAAAAAUACUUACACUAUGUCAAGACCGUGAACUCUGAAGAGUCCAUUUUCCAUUGAAUAUUUUGACUAACCAAACUUGGCACAGAAAAGAAUUGAAUUUGUGUUUAUUCAUUUUUCCAGUUGUGGCAAUGCUUCUGAUCAGUUUAUUUUAUACUGGUGCAAUCUGUUUAUUUCCCUAAAGAGCUGCCACUUUUGUCAGAAAAAUUCAUCUAGAAUUUGCAUUAAAGAUUGUCCAAUAUUCUUUGCACAUGCUUUUGGUGGAGGUAGUGUGAUGCUGUGGGACAGGAUGUCUAUCACAGGAGAACAAAGGCCCUGCAUCGUUGGAGUUAAACUGUAGAGCAAUAUGAGGAUGAGAUUAGCCACCUUUACUAUUAGGGAGUGACCUCUGACCCUCACAGCGACUUCACCAGAGGCAGCCUCUGGAUUGUGGGUGUGGAGGCAGUCCUAACCUCAAUCUGAGAUCAGUGAUAAAUUCUUCUGCAGAAUGUCUGUGACCAAGCAGGUGAUUAACCUGAGGUCAGGGUACCAGGCCACUAUACAUUUAUCUCAUGCACUGUUGAUAACCUGUUAGCUAAAGAAAUAAACUGAUAGAUUGACCAAAAAGACUUUUUCACCAAACGUCAGUCAUCAAGGAUACCAAACAGGAGUUACUAGCAUAAUGAGCUGUUUGGCACUGGCUGAGGCAAGUUUUUCACUAUCCUUGCAGUUCAACCAAUAAUUGAAUUGUCCCCACAAAUGUGUCAUAAUUUAAAGGGAAAUAAACAGUCUUUCCAGAACUAUAAAAUUUAUUACAAAGAAUCAUUGUUAGAACAAAGAAUUGUUUUUGACAAAACAUACAUUUCCUUACUUUUUUGCAAAACAUACUUUCUUUUACUUUUUGGGCUGAACCUAACAAAGUAUGAAGUGCUUAAACUAUUUCAGGUAUUUGUUUAAGUUGCGUUGCUUUCCCCUAAGCUUAAAUAAAUGGGGAGCAAGACUAUAGCUAAAAUGUCAUUUUCUCUUCACUCACAACUCGGCGUUAGAACUCUGAGAUUAGAAAUGAACUAGUUUCAUGAUUCCAAUCAUAUCCAUUUUCUUUAGCCCAAGGCUCAGUCAGUUACAGGAACUAGCACCACAAACAGAACCAAAUCAGCACCUUAGUUUCAUAUUUUCAGUUAAUGCACCUAUCCAGAACUUGGCAGAUCAUAUUUAAAUGUUACUUGCUUUUAAUUUGUGUUAUUGGAUUGGCAUGACCUUCUUACUCUCUCCUGUAUUGUGCUCCUUUUCCAUUUUGGGUUAGUCACAAAGCCAUAUAACAUCUAUGAGCUGUGAGGAAGGGAUGAGGCUGGAUGAUGACUGUGAUGUAGUGAUAUGAUGCAAAACAAAUAAAGUAGCAACCAUUUGUGGGCACAUCCAGAACAGAGACAUAUGAUGGCCCUCCUGUUUCUGUCUAAUCAGAGAAAUAAGUUGAUCAGUGGAAUCUAUUGCAGAUAAUAACAUCUUGAGGUUGUUAUAUAACACUUUGUCCUAUAUUUAAAGCACUGAGUGUACUUUGCCGUCUUGCUGUAGCAGUGAACUCAGCUUAAUUCUCCCAAGAUUAUUUGAGGGACACGCAUUUUUUUCUGCUGGCCGAGCAGCAUGUUGUGUAAACACACACAGCUUUUGAUCUUAAUGGUGUGCUUUAAUGAUGUGAAUGACAAAAUGAUCCAUUAAGGGAGUUCAUGGUUACUUGUUUAUAGCAGGGUGAUGGUCGGACUAAGGGGCUCAUGCUGACACAAACAGCUGCUGUGAACAAUGCUGUCUGCUGUAAAUGUGCCUCUGGUUAUAGGUAGUGCAGGUUUUGUGACGACCAUACACAGUGUUCCAAAUUAUUAUGCAAAUUGGAUUUAAGUGUCAUAAAGAUUACAUUUUUUGUUGUGCUAUUAAAUUUAU
Messenger RNA from Xiphophorus maculatus (southern platyfish), 6298 nucleotides. RefSeq names its product calcium-dependent secretion activator 2 (gene cadps2). Gene Ontology annotation, cellular component: glutamatergic synapse. The record is from RefSeq and is a predicted model, not a curated record. Gene Ontology annotation, biological process: dense core granule exocytosis; positive regulation of exocytosis; synaptic vesicle exocytosis. The transcript has 30 exons. Lineage: Eukaryota; Metazoa; Chordata; Actinopteri; Cyprinodontiformes; Poeciliidae. Bases 286 to 4155 code for a protein of 1289 amino acids.